Molecule: messenger RNA, 2517 nt
Organism: Didymella exigua CBS 183.55
Lineage: Eukaryota; Fungi; Ascomycota; Dothideomycetes; Pleosporales; Didymellaceae
Product: DUF453-domain-containing protein
Exons: 1
Coding region: 69-2210 (713 amino acids)
Source: RefSeq, a predicted model, not a curated record
GCCUGCAUACGUCGCAGAAGCCGCCUCGAGCGUCGCCACGGCCCUCGAUACGUGAUGCGUGAUGCGUGAUGCGCCCCUCGCAGUCCCUCGCCGUGCGCAUCAAGGCCCACGUCGCCCGCCGCGACACCCCCAGGCCGACGUCGCUCCCCGUGCAGACGGCCGUGCCCGCGGCCUACUACCGCGGCGGCACCUCGCGCGCCGUCUUCUUCCAGCCGCAGCACCUCCCGCGCGACCGCGCGCAAUGGCCGGCGCUGUUCGCGCAGACAAUGGGCAGCGGCGACGGGUUCGGGCGCCAGCUGGACGGCAUGGGCGCGGGCCUCUCCAGCCUCAGCAAGAUCUGCCUCGUCGAGCCGCACGGCGCGCGCACGCCCGUCUCCAGGCAGGCGGUGGCCGACCGGGUGCGGCGGCAGACGGUCGACGGGGCGCGCCGUCUGCUCGCAGACGUCGGCGCGCGCGGCGAGCCCGUCGGCGGCAUUGACGUCGACUACACGUUUGUCGGGCUGGGCAUCCAGGACGCCGUCGUCGACGUGGCCGGCAACUGCGGCAACAUGAGCAGCGCGGUCGGCCCCUACGCGUACAACGCCGGGCUGCUGCCGCCGCGCGUCUACGCGCAGGGCAACGGGGCCGUCUCGGUGCGGAUGCGCAACACAAACACCGGCACAAUCAUCACCGCCACGUUCGACGUGGCGGGCGGACAGGCCGCCGUCGCGGGCGACUACACCAUGGACGGCGUGACGGGGCCUGGCGCGCGGGUCCGGCUGGACUUUGAGGCGCCGUACGGGAGCAAGACGGGCAAGGUGCUGCCGACGGGCAACAGGAUCGACCGCAUCCUGGAGCACAGAGUCAGCUGCGUCGACGGGGCGAACGCCUGCGUCUUUGUCCGCGCGGGCGACGUCGGCGUCGACGGGACCAUCCUCCCCGACGAGUUCGACAAGCUGGCAGAGAAGCUCGCGCUCCUCGAGCGCAUACGGCGAGCCGCCGCCGUGGCCAUGGGCAUCGCGCCCGCCGAAGACGCCGUCCCGCGCACCGUCCCCAAGAUCGGCCUCAUCUCCAUGUCGUCGGAGCACGCGACGCUCGGCGGCCGCACCCUGCAGACGGCGCAGACGGAUGUCGUGGUCCGCUUCCUCUCCGACACGCAGCCGCACCGCGCGAUUCCGCUCACGGCUGCGCUGACGACUGCCGUCGCAGCUCGCAUUCCCGGCACGCUCGUCGAGCAGACACUCGCGCCCGACCCCGUCGCGCACGGCGCCAUCACGAUUGGCCACGCAAGCGGGACGCUGCAGGUCGACGCCACCAUGGACGACACGGACAAGACCUUGCCCGUGAGCGGGACGGUGUUUAGGACAGCGAAGCGCCUGUUUGAGGGGUCCUCGUUCUGGCUCGACCACUCGCCCGCUGCCCCGGCAACAGAAGCGUCUCGCAGCGCGCAGGGAACGUACAGAACGCAGGGAACGUACAGAACGCAGGGAACGCAGGGAGCGCAGGGAACACAGAGAACGCACGGAACGCACGGAACGCACUCCCUGGGCAUGGCCUUUGUUCUGGAAAGCCGCGGACAGUCUACAGCAGCCCUCUUCGCGGGAGAGGAGCUCACGCAAGAGGACGAGCCAGACGUCGAGGGCGUCGACGACCUCGACGACCUCGACGUCCCUGGGCUGUCUGUCGUGCGGAAAUACUCGUCCGCCGACAAGCGACCUGACAAGCGACCUGACAAGCCCGCCGACGACGCAGAUGCUGCCUCCAGAGACUGUGCCGCCGACGCAGAUGCUACCCCCAGACACUGUGCCGCCGACGACCCCAGCCCCCGAGACCGUGCCGCCGCCGCGGUCAACACCACCGACGCCGCCAAGGGCCUCGAGUGGCACCGCUGGGCCAAGCAGACGGCCCAAGCCAAAAAAGGCCUGCGUCUCGCCGCAAAGAAGCGCGCGAAGAAGGACAGGCAGCUCGCCGCCGGCGUCCAGCCCACGACGCGCGCGGAGCUCGGCCUCGACAAGUGGGGCCGCCAGUACACGAGCAUCAAGCACAGGGCCGACCGCCGCGCGAAGCGCAAGGCGGAUGAGGCUGGCCGUGGUGAGGUUGAGCCGCAUGUCCCGCGCCGGACAGAGGGCGAGGAGCUGGCUAUCCGGGAAAUGGUGCGGCGCGAUCAGGCGAGGGAGAAGCGGUGGGCUGACGCCGCACGCUCGACUUCUCCGCCGGAUGGGAAGGAAUAGGGAAUGGACUGGGAAAUGGAAGCGAAUAGGAAACGGAAAGGAAUAGGGAGUGGAAUGGAAUGGGAAAUGGAAGAGGAAAUGGAAAUGGAAAGGAAGAGGAAAUGGAAAUGGAAAGGAAGAGGAAAUGGAAAUGGAAAGGAACAUGAAAUGGAAAGGAAGAGGAAAUGGAAAAGUAAAUGUGGGAUACACUGCAACUUCAGUCAGAUUGGAAUGCUUGACUACGCCUCAUCGCCAGAUUGGAAUACUUGCCCGCCUCAUCGCCAGACUGGAAUACUUACCCACCUCAUUGCUAGAUUAGAAUACUUGC